Molecule: messenger RNA, 1813 nt
Organism: Melanotaenia boesemani (Boeseman's rainbowfish)
Lineage: Eukaryota; Metazoa; Chordata; Actinopteri; Atheriniformes; Melanotaeniidae
Gene: lrrc28
Product: leucine rich repeat containing 28
Exons: 10
Coding region: 222-1331 (369 amino acids)
Molecular function (GO): protein binding
Source: RefSeq, a predicted model, not a curated record
UGACGUCGCUGUUUACGACUGAUGAGUGCUGCAACCAGCAAUAUUUUUUUUGCGUAGCUGUUUUGCCUUUUCGCUUUCAUAUUUCACACUUGUCAGUUCUUAAAGAUAUGCAGGACUCGUAGUGCAUUGCAAUGGUCCUAUAGGACUAAGAAACAGUAAUGCCAUAAAGUAACCAGGCUUUGUCAAGUCUCCUCCACCUGGGAGGAGAGCUCUCCUCGGAAAUGGCAACCGAACUACAUGAGACUAUAUUUAUGGCCAAACAGGAGCGCCACAAAAACCUGUUUCUGAACUACAAAAACCUGAAUAUUUUCCCAGUAGAGCUGCUGAAAGAUGAAGGACUGCAGUUUUUGGAGAGAUUGUACAUGAAGAGAAACUCACUCACUACACUGCCUGACAAUCUUGCCCAGAAGCUUCCAAAUCUUAUUGAGCUGUACUUGCACUCAAACAACUUAGUCAUUAUUCCUGAAGCUAUUGGAAACCUGGCCAGACUGCAGUCGCUGGACCUCAGCAAUAAUGCCCUCCAGCUCCUUUGUCCAGAGAUUGGCCGCUUGAGGUCUUUACGGCACCUGAGGCUAUCCAAUAACCAGCUUAAAUGCCUUCCUCCAGAGAUUGGAGAUCUGCAGGACUUGGAGACUCUCGAUGUGGCCGUGAACCAGCUGAUGUCUCUUCCAGAUCGGCUGCACCGCUGUCUCUCCCUCCAGAAUCUUACAGUGGACCACAACCUACUAAGCCACCUUCCCAGACAGCUCUGCUGGCUGCACCGCCUCAACCAGCUCUCCAUGGCUGCAAACCGGCUGACUUUCCUACCACUCGAUCUGGGCAGAUCACGGGAGCUGCAGUUUGUGUUUGUGGAUAACAAUGUGGACCUCAAAGGUCUCCCCUCCUACUUGUAUAAUAAAGUCAUCGGAUGCAGCGGGUGUGGCGUAUCAACUCAAGCCCUGGAGGGUGAUAUGGGUGAGGCGCUGGGUGAGGUGUUGAGCGAAGCCCUGGUUGGGCUGCCAUCUGAAGUGAAGGUGAUUGGUUCAGAGACAGAUAAUGUAGUUCCCCUGGAAGAGCUAGCUAUGAGGACUUUACACCGCAUCUACCACCACCGACCAGUAGAGCUCAACUUGGUGCCUCCCAUCAGCCUUCCAAAGAGUUUGCUGGACCUGCUACAGUUUCCUCUAGGUCACUGUCACCGUUGCAGCCAAGCCAUGUUUACCAUCAUCUACCCCAAACUUUUCCCCCUCCGUGACACUGCGUUGGCAGGAGUUCACCGCAGAACGAUGGUGAGUUUUGUGGCUUAUUGCUGCUCAAGCCACUGCCUCCGAACCUUUGACCUCCAGGGUUGACAUAAUUUUCCUCUCACUGUCCACCUCCACCCAUGAGGGUGGCAGAUACUGUUGUCCAUCACCAGACAGUGACCAGUGGAUCCUGUGCAGGAGCUCUGUGCCUCAUUACAAAAUAAAGAACCACACCUGUGGUGACCUGUGCAGAUGUUCAGUGGGUCAAAUGAUUGACAGACUGCUCCUUUGGUAACAUUUUAAACCCUCUGGGCAAAAACUCAUGUGGGAGUAUGUGUCAAAAGUGCCCCACUCUGUCCAUUUACUAACAGUAUUAGACUUAAAUUAACUGCAAGUCUCCCUCUCACAUGUAAGCACUUUUAAAAGCAAAGUUUUUGUGAAAUUUGGAGUAAUCUUUCUCUUUUCUUGUAGCAGACGCAUCACAUUGAUUGUGGAGUCAUCUAUGAAGUUUAAACAUAUAUCUAGUGUGGUUUCUUUAACUGAGCACUGAAUAAUUAUUAUUUAAAAUAAACAUGUAUGUGUUUAAUGUA